Messenger RNA from Hipposideros armiger (great roundleaf bat), 1178 nucleotides. It is a transcript of the gene SLC30A7, whose product is annotated as solute carrier family 30 member 7. The transcript is spliced from 9 exons. Gene Ontology annotation, biological process: zinc ion import into Golgi lumen; intracellular zinc ion homeostasis. The record is from RefSeq and is a predicted model, not a curated record. The coding region runs from base 163 to 1149 and encodes 328 amino acids. Gene Ontology annotation, cellular component: Golgi apparatus; cytoplasmic vesicle; membrane. Gene Ontology annotation, molecular function: zinc ion transmembrane transporter activity. NCBI's taxonomy places the organism in Eukaryota, Metazoa, Chordata, Mammalia, Chiroptera, Hipposideridae.
GGAAGUCGGCGAGUUCCCGGGCGUGUGUCUGUGUCUGCAAGCGGCGCGCGGCCCGGGAUUAGCGCUGGGGAUUCCCGUCUGAGGCGUCACCACUGUCACUACCAUCACCCACGAAGCCACUUCUAGAGGGGAGUAGACCCGGCCCUUCGCCGGGCAUUGAAGAUGUUGCCCCUGUCCAUCAAGGACGAUGAAUACAAACCACCCAAGUUCAAUCUGUUCGGCAAGAUCUCGGGCUGGUUUAGGUCUAUCCUGUCGGACAAGACGUCUCGGAACCUGUUUUUCUUCCUGUGCCUGAACCUCUCUUUCGCUUUUGUUGAACUCCUCUACGGCAUCUGGAGCAACUGCUUAGGCUUGAUUUCCGACUCUUUUCACAUGUUUUUCGAUAGCACUGCCAUUUUGGCUGGACUGGCAGCGUCUGUUAUUUCAAAAUGGAGAGAUAAUGAUGCUUUCUCUUAUGGGUAUGUUAGAGCGGAAGUUCUGGCUGGAUUUGUCAAUGGUCUAUUUUUGAUCUUCACUGCUUUUUUUAUUUUCUCAGAAGGAGUUGAGAGAGCAUUAGCCCCUCCAGAUGUACACCACGAGAGACUGCUUCUUGUUUCAAUUCUUGGGUUUGUGGUAAACCUAAUAGGAAUAUUUGUUUUCAAGCAUGGAGGUCAUGGACAUUCUCAUGGCUCUGGCCAUGAACACAGUCAUUCCCUUUUUAAUGGUGCUCUGGAUCAGGCCCAUGGCCAUGGAGAUCAUUCCCAUAGUCAUGAACUGAAACAUGGUGCUGUGCAUAGCCAUGAUCAUGCUCAUGGUCACGGACACUUCCAUUCCCAUGAUGGUCCAUCCUUAAAAGAAACGACAGGACCCAGCAGACAGAUUUUACAAGGUGUAUUUUUACACAUUCUAGCAGAUACACUCGGAAGUGUCGGUGUGAUCGCCUCUGCCAUCAUGAUGCAAAAUUUUGAUCUGAUGAUUGCAGAUCCUAUUUGCUCAAUCCUGAUAGCAAUACUCAUAGUGGUAAGUGUUAUUCCUCUUUUAAGAGAGUCUGUUGGAAUAUUAAUGCAGAGAACUCCUCCCCUGUUGGAAAAUACUCUGCCUCAGUGCUAUCAGAGGGUAAGUUUCAAAGCUUCCAAACCAUUGGAUUUUAUGUUGCUUCCAAGCUGUUAGGGUUUUUAACUUUUAUAAAUAUGGGUAGC